AUGUCUGAUUUCAGCACAUAUCACCACUUGGGCCAGGGCGAGCAGGACCCCGCGAACCCGAACCGAUCGACACAACCCGCACCUCCCCCCUUCUCACCUCCCAUCGCGGGGCAGCAGCACCAGCAGGGCGCCGCUUACGGGCCUCCUUCGACCCCGGGACAACAGCAAUACUAUGGCGGGCCGCCCGGCUCGGUGCCGCCCCAGGGUCAGCCCUACGGUGCCCCUCCGGGCCAGGAAUAUGCGCAGAGCCCGGGUUUCCAAUCCCAGGACAGCUUGGCGGCGCAAAUGGGAGGCAUGUCGCUCGGUGACGGCCACGGCACCGCCAGGAGGAAGAAGAAGGACCGCCACGCCUACCACCAGGUCGAGGCGACAGGCUCCUCGCAGCCGUUCAACGGCAUCCCCGCCGCCGGCACCAACGCCACCGCUUUUCUCAACGACCCCUCCCAAGCCCAGUUCGCCCAGAUGAACCAGUUCCCUGUUGCUGCUGGCGAGACCUUCACACCCGCCAUGCCUGCCUCCCCCGCCGAAUUUGCCGCUCGGAACGGCUCCGGCUCGGCAGGACCCCCCGCAGUGGUCCAAGCCUCCGGCCACCAGAAGCUGUCCCUCGAUGACCUGCCUAGCGUGCCGCUCUCUCGUGACGCCCUGCAACAGCACUACUUCACCAACGUCUAUCCCACCUUCGAGAAGCACCUGCCCCCUCCCUCGACCGUCUCAUACGUAGCCUACGACCAGGGCAAUGCUUCGCCCAAGUUUGCGCGCCUGACCCUCAACAGCAUCCCCUCCAACGCUGAAGGUUUGGCUCUGACCGGUCUUCCCAUGGGUCUCCUCCUGCAACCCCUGGCUCCUUUGCAGCCCGGCGAGCUCGAGAUCCCCGUUCUUGACUUUGGUGACUCUGGCCCUCCGAGAUGCCGCCGCUGCAGAGCCUACAUCAACCCCUUUAUGAUGUUCCGCUCGGGCGGAAACAAGUUUGUUUGCAACCUGUGCACUUACCCCAAUGAUACCCCCCCCGAAUACUUCUCCGCACUCACUCCUCAAGGUGUCAGAGUGGACCGCGAUCAGCGCCCAGAGCUGACCAGAGGUACUGUGGAGUUUGUCGUGCCCAAGGAGUACUGGACGAAAGAGCCCACAGGUCUGCGCUGGCUGUUUGUAAUCGACGUCACGCAGGAGUCCUUCAACAAGGGCUUCAUCGAGUCCUUCUGUGAGGGCAUUGUGGCCGCCUUGUACGGCGGUGAGGACGCCGAGAGGGACGAGCAUGGCGAGCCCAAGAGGAGCAUACCUCCUGGCGCCAAGGUCGGCUUCGUGACCUACGACAAGGACAUUCACUUCUACAAUGUCAACCCCGCCCUGGACCAGGCACAGAUGAUGAUCAUGCCUGAUCUUGAAGACCCUUUCGUGCCGCUGAGUGACGGCCUCUUUGUCGACCCCUACGAGUCCAAGGACGUCAUCACAUCACUGCUCACCAUGCUGCCCACAAUGUUCUCUGAUAUCAAGAACCCAGAACCGGCCCUUCUUGCCACCCUCAACUCUGCCGUGGCCGCGCUGGAGAAGACGGGCGGCAAGAUUGUCUGCUCUCUGGCCGCGCUGCCCACCUGGGGCCCUGGCCGUCUGUUCCUCAGGGAUGAUGGAAAGCACCCCGGCGGUGAGAUUGACAAGAAGCUCUUCACGACCGAGCACCCGGCAUGGAAGAAGAUGGCGGAGAAGAUGGUGGCCACUGGUAUCGGUGCCGACUUCUUCCUCGCCUCGCCGUCGGGCGGCUACCUCGAUAUCGCCACCGUCGGCCACGUUUCAGCCUCGACCGGCGGCGAGACCUUCUACUACCCCAACUUCAUCGGGGCCCGCGACAACACCAAGUUGUCCAUGGAGAUCAAGCAUGCGGUUACGCGCGAGACUGGUUUCCAGGCUCUGAUGAAGGUUCGCUGCUCAAACGGUCUGCAAAUCAACGGCUAUCAUGGCAACUUCAUCUACCACACGUUUGGUGCCGAUCUCGAGAUCGGCGUCAUCGACGCCGACAAGGCCAUGGGCGUCACCUUCUCCUACGACGGCAAGCUCGAUUCCAAGCUCGAUGCUCACUUCCAAUCCGCGCUCCUCUACACAACAGCCUCUGGCCAGCGCAGGGUGCGCUGCUCCAACGUGAUUGCGAGUGUCUGCGACAACCCGAGAGAUAGUGUCAAGUUCAUUGAUCAAGAUGCCGUCUUUACGAUCCUUGCUAAGGAGGCCAGCACAAAAUUGGCCAACACCUCUGCGUCGAUGAAGGACGUCAGAAACCACUUGACGGAGCGCACGAUCGACAUCCUGUCAGCGUACCGUAAGAACUUCCUCACAUCGGCCCAGCCUGACGGCCAGCUAGUCAUGCCGGAGAGACUGAAGGAGUUCUCGAUGUACAUGCUGGGACUCCUCAAGUGUCGCGCGUUCAAGGGCGGCAACGAGAGCUCCGACCGCAGAGUGCACGAGAUGCGGAUGAUCCGGUCCAUGGGCGCCAAGGAGCUGAGUCUGUACCUGUAUCCACGGAUGAUCCCCAUCCACAACCUCGCUCCGGAGGACGGAUUCCCUGACGAGUCGGGUCACCUCAGGGUGCCCCCCGCGAUCCGUACCUCCUUCUCUCGCGUCGAGCCCGGUGGCGCCUACCUCGUCGACAAUGGCCAGCAGUGCCUCAUGUGGUUCCAUGCGCAGACGUCGCCGAACCUCAUCGCCGACUUGUUUGGCGAGGACAAGACGACCCUGCAGAGCCUCGACGCGUACACGUCGUCGCUACCCAUACUCCAGACCCACCUGAAUGCGCAAGUACGCAACAUCAUCGAGUUUCUCAAGACGAUGCGCGGCUCCAAGGGGUUGGGUAUCCAGCUCGCAAGACAGGGCAUCGAUGGUGCCGAGUAUGAGUUCGCGAGGAUGCUGGUCGAGGACAGAAACAACGAGGCACAGAGCUACGUCGACUGGCUUGUGCACCUUCACAGGAGCGUCCAGCUGGAGCUGUCCGGCCAAAGGAAGAAGGACGACCCGUUGACGGACGCCAGCGCACUAGCAGGUUUUGCCGGCCUGAGACCCAACUACUGGUAA
Molecule: messenger RNA, 3054 nt
Organism: Colletotrichum graminicola M1.001
Lineage: Eukaryota; Fungi; Ascomycota; Sordariomycetes; Glomerellales; Glomerellaceae
Product: Sec23/Sec24 trunk domain-containing protein
Exons: 4
Coding region: 1-3054 (1017 amino acids)
Biological process (GO): COPII-coated vesicle cargo loading; endoplasmic reticulum to Golgi vesicle-mediated transport; intracellular protein transport
Cellular component (GO): COPII vesicle coat; endoplasmic reticulum exit site
Molecular function (GO): zinc ion binding; SNARE binding
Source: RefSeq, a predicted model, not a curated record